AUGGGCGCUGAUCUGGGUGCGAUCCGGGAGUUUGCGCUAGCUGCGGAGAGCCUUGGCUUAACGCAUCUGCGCGUGCCUGAUCAAGUGAUUCGGCCUGAUGGCGGUUACGUGCAUGAAUCCAUGACGCUACUCAGUUACCUGGCCGCGAUAACUCAGAAGAUUGAAUUAGUCCCGUCGGUGCUGGUGUUGCCAUUGCGCCAAACCGCGCUUGUCGCCCGACAAAGCGCCCAGUUGGACGUUUUGUCUGGCGGGCGAUUGAGGUUGGGUGUGGGGAUUGGCAUCAAUCGAGAUGAAUAUCAGGCGAUGGGCAUCGACUUUCAUACCCGUGGCGCCCGUUGUGAUGAGCAGCUGGAGUUGUUACAUGCGUUAUGGACGCAGCCGGCGGUAGAUUUCAAGGGUCGAUUUCAUACUGUUUCCAACAUUGGGAUUGAGCCGCGACCGCUACAACAGCCCAUCCCUGUCUGGAUAGGUGCGCGCUCGAUUCCUUCCGACAGGGUGGUGCAGCGUAUGGGUAAAUGGGCAUCCGGCUGGUUUGUGCUGGCAAACCCUGAGGAAUUUGAGGGCGUUAAGCGGCGCGUAGAUGCCGCCGCGAAGGCCGCGGGUAGGGAUGCCUCAGCGAUUGGUACUGAAGCGGGCGUUGCUGUGGCCGGGCCCAGGCAGCAUGAGUGGCGCGAGCGUGCCAACGGCGUCCGUCUGGCCUAUUUUGAGCGCGGCAAGGCUCGUGCGGACAAGCCGACGUUAUUGUUUGUGCACGCUACCGGUUUUCAUGGUCGACUCUGGGAUUAUCAGGCUGAGGCUUUUCCUGAAUAUCACAGCAUAGCCCUUGAGUUGCGGGCCCAUGGCCGAAGCGAAAAUGCCAGCUUUCACGACUGGAGUGACUUUGGCGUGGAUCAGAGUGAAUUUAUAAAAGCUCUGGGUCUGCAACAUGUUGUGGGUAUCGCCCACUCCAUGGGUGCGCAUACAUUGCUUGAUGCUGCUGCUGUGACAGGUGUAUUUGAUCGCCUGUUACUGCUGGAUCCAACGGUGGCCGAACCCGAGGCCUACAACGACAGUUAUGAAGCCUCUUUUGGUGAUCAACUGCAUCCCGCAGCCAAGCGGCGCAACGAAUUUGAUUCACCGGAAGAUAUGUUAGCGAAAGACCUGCACUGGUCUGACUGCUCACACUUUAUUCCGAUGCAGCGUCCAGACGACGUGAACAAACUGCUUGCCGAGGAACUCCAGGUCUACAAUGGCCCGUAUUGCGGGUUUCUGCUGGCGCAAGCCGGUAUGGCAGCGUCUUCUGCUUAUCCUUUUGCUUCGCUGAACGCCAACAAAGAAAGCAUCACGUUGAAUAUCAAGUCAGCGCAAGGGCAGCAGCUGAUCAAAGGUCUGGCGGCAGAAGUUGAUGUGGUGCUGGAAAAUUUUGCUCCGGGUACCAUGGCGCGCUAUGGCAUUGGUGCGGAUGUUCUGCGCGGUAUUAAUCCAAAACUGAUCUAUGCAUCGAGUACGGGUUACGGUAAUGCGCCGGGACCCUAUAGAGAUUUUCUGGGUAUGGAUUUCACGCUCCAGGCGAUGGCAGGAGUGAUGAGUAUUACCGGAGAAGAGGGUGGCCCGCCGCUCAAAACGGCAGCUGCAUUUGCUGAUUUCCUGGCAGGUACUCAUCUUUAUGCAGGUAUUGUUUCAGCCUUGUUCGGGCGGACGCAGUCCGGAGAAGGCGCUACGGUUGAUAUUUCCAUGCAGGAUUGUGUGGUGCCGACGUUGUCUACCGCGCUGGGUUCCUACUAUGUUGCUGGAGAACAGCAGCCACGUGCGGGUAAUCGUCAUCCCGGCAAAGCGCUUGCCCCGUAUAAUGUUUAUCCCGCUGCAGAUGGUCAUGUCGCCAUUAUCUGUAUACGCGAAGGACACUGGCGAAACUUGUGCGCAGCCAUGGAUAACAACGUUGCGCUGCAGGACCCAAGAUUUGCGACCAUGGCUGAGCGGGCGGCAAAUAUGGAUGUCGUGGAUGACCUUGUCAGUGAUUGGACUCGCCGUCUCAGCCGCGCUGAGAUUUUACGGAUUACCCAGGAGCAUGGUGUUAUCUGCUCGCCGGUGAACGACCUGGCCGAUGUAUUGGAUGAUCCCCACCUGGGCGCUCGCGGUACGCUGGAGAAAAGGCCACAUGAAGCGUUUGGUGAAAUAUCUCAAUUCAGAACCCCACUGCGCUUUACGGAUCUUGAGCCCAUGGCGUUACAAAAUGCGCCUGCGCUGGGUGAGUCGACAGAUGCGGUGUUGCAGGAACUGCUUGGUUUAGAUGCUGAUACGCUGGCGGAGUUGCACAAAAACGAAGCGAUCUGA
Messenger RNA from Symbiodinium pilosum, 2313 nucleotides. NCBI's taxonomy places the organism in Eukaryota, Dinophyceae, Suessiales, Symbiodiniaceae. The record is from the annotation of a GenBank genome assembly.